AUGAACGAGACUUCUGUGAAUCAUGAUUUAGAUACAAGUGGUGGGGAGACAGAACUUGCCACUAAUAAUGCCACACCUGAUGUGGAUGAUGAUGACAAUGAGAGUAUAACUGAAAGUAUUCACUCCGAAACCCAGGCCAGUAGCGAGAACCCAACUAGUUCUUUACCAUCACCUAAAGUUAACAGAAACUACAAAUGCAAUGACUGUAGCUUCACAACCACCAAACCCAAAAUUUUCUUGACUCACCAAAUAGAAAGCCAUAAUGCAGACAUUUCUAUCUUUCCAUGCAGUUACUGUGAAUAUGCCUCAAAGUAUAAACAUAAGGUGAGUCGGCCUAGAGUUCUAAACCAUGUGAUGAGUAUGCACAUCAAUGCCAAAACACUCAAAUGCAAAUUAUGUUCAUAUACAACUAACCGCAAGAUUGAAUUGUACCUUCAUAAGAAUGAACACAUGAGUGGUAAGCAGAUCUUCAACUGCAAAGAAUGUAGCUACACCAGCUACUUCAAACCUAACCUGGAUCGUCAUAUGGAGAACCAUGGUAAGGACUUUGCAUACAAAUUUUAUCGUUGUCCAGCUUGUCCUUUCAAAACAUCACACAAAUCAGAGAUGGAAAGGCACUCUCAUAUCCAUGGUUCUGAGGACAAGACAUACCAAUGUAACUACUGCACUUAUCAGACAUACUGGAGAGGGGAUAUUACCAGACAUCUUUAUCGCAAACAUGAUGAACAUAUAAGCAAGAAAUACAUGUGCUCUAUUUGUCCAUACAAAGCUUUCAAGCAUGGGCUACUUAACUUUCAUAUGACGUAUCAUGAACCACAAUCUGGAAACAAAUAUAAAUGUAAAUUCUGUCCCUACUUUGUGUGUACACCAAGACUUCUUCAACAGCAUAUGAAGCUACACACCCAAGAACAAGGUUGGAAACAUCUUUGUGAGAAAUGCCCUUACACCACUAACAGCAAGAAUGACUUUAUUUAUCAUAAGCAAUUUCAUCGUCCUAAACCUUCAGCUGAGUUUAAGUGUGAAUUCUGUGACUAUUGGGUCACUCACAAGAGGUUGUUGAAGCAGCAUAUGAAGUUACAC
Lottia gigantea (owl limpet) is the source of this 1080-nucleotide messenger RNA. RefSeq lists its product as hypothetical. The annotation marks the transcript as partial. The record is from RefSeq and is a predicted model, not a curated record. Gene Ontology annotation, biological process: regulation of transcription by RNA polymerase II. The transcript has 5 exons. Gene Ontology annotation, molecular function: DNA-binding transcription factor activity, RNA polymerase II-specific; RNA polymerase II transcription regulatory region sequence-specific DNA binding. Lineage: Eukaryota; Metazoa; Mollusca; Gastropoda; Lottiidae. Gene Ontology annotation, cellular component: nucleus.